CCCAAUCUCCCCUCUUCUGAUAGUUCACCUCCCGUCCUAUCAGCCAUUACCCAGAAGAACCCAAGACAGCCACAACCUCGGCAGUACAUACCAGCUCCUUUACAACCAAACCCAGUUAAAGCUCCUUCAACUUCACAGAUUGUCCUUUUAGGCAAACCUUAUGUUGACAACUCAUUGUAUGUUCUUGAUAAAGAGUUAGGGAGAGGUCAGUUUGGCGUUACUUAUCUUUGUACUGAGAAAUCUGAGCAGAAAUACGCCUGCAAGUCCAUUGCAAGGCGUAAACUUGUGCGGAAAGAUAUUGAGGACGUUAGGAGGGAGAUUUUGAUUCUACAACUUGAAUGGCAACCCAAUGUAGAAUUUAAAGGUGCUUAUGAAGAUAAACAGAAUCUGUAUUUGGUUAUGGAGUUGUGCUCCGGUGGUGAGCUUUUUGAUCGAAUUAUCGCCAAAGGGACUUAUUCAGAGCGUGAAGCUUCAAUUUGUCGCCAGAUUGUGAAUGUGGUUCAUGUUUGCAUUUUAUGGUGUGAUGCAUAGAGACUGAAGCCUGAGAAUUUCUUGUUGGUGAGUAAGGAUGAAAAAUCUCCUAUAAGAACAGAUUUUGGACUCUCUGUCUUCAUUGAAAAAGGGAAAGUGUAUAAGGACAUUGUUGGAAGUGCAUACUAUGUUGCCCCAGAGGUGUUGCGGCGAAACUAUGGGAAGGAGAUAGACGUAUGGAGUGCUGGAGUCAUUUUAUACAUUCUAUUAAGUGGAGUGCCUCCAUUUUGGGGUGAGACCGAGAAGGGCAUAUUUGAAGCAGUUUUAGAAGGUAACGUGGACUUACAGAGCUCACCAUGGCCUUCCAUAUCGUCUUCUGCUAAAGAUCUAGUCAGGAAAAUGUUAACAAAGGAUCCUAAGAAACGAAUCACUGCUGCAGACACCCUUGCACAUCCAUGGCUACAGGUGGGUGCUGAAACAUCUGAUAAACCAAUUGAUAGUGCUGUUCUAACUAGGAUGAAGCAAUUCAGAGCAAUGAACAAGAUGAAGAAGCUUGCCUUAAAGAUCAUAGCAGAAAACCUCUCGACAGAAGAAAUCAAGGGCUUGAAAGAGAUGUUUAACAACAUGGAUACUGAUGGAAGUGGCACAAUCACGUAUGAAGAACUAAAAGAUGGAUUGUCCAGGCUGGGAUCUAAGCUUACUGAAGCAGAAAUAAAGCAGCUAAUGGAUGCCGCUGAUGUUGACAAAAGUGGAACCAUUGAUUACACUGAAUUCAUUACUGCUACUAUGCAAAGGCAUAAACUAGAGAAGGAAGAACAUUUGUACGAAGCAUUUCAAUAUUUUGACAAGGACAACAGCGGUUUUAUUACAAGAGAGGAGUUGAGACAAGCUAUGACUCAACAUGGAAUGGGUGAUGAGGCGACAAUAGAUGAAAUUAUUGAAGAUGUUGAUACCGAUAAAGAUGGAAGAAUUAACUACGAGGAGUUUGCAACCAUGAUGAGAAAAGGACCGCAAGAUACAAUGGGAAAGUAAACUCACGUAAAAGCAGGUUUUUAUACCUUGUGAAGAUAAUAAAAGCCAAUAGAUGGCCGAGUCGCAGUUGUUAGCUUGCAAAUUGAGCUUUAUUCUUCGUGCAUGUGUUAAUAAAACUCCUUGCAGCUUUCGUGAUGUCAAAACUACACAAUGCAACUCCAGCUCAUCAUGGGGCUAAAUUUGCCAACACUUAUUUGUAUUUUCAAUUUGUAAAUUUAAUAUAAGAUUAUAAUUCCGCUAAAUAAUUGGGAAUAAUUAGGGUUGUAAUUG
Molecule: messenger RNA, 1773 nt
Organism: Pistacia vera
Lineage: Eukaryota; Viridiplantae; Streptophyta; Magnoliopsida; Sapindales; Anacardiaceae
Product: calcium-dependent protein kinase 29
Biological process (GO): intracellular signal transduction; peptidyl-serine phosphorylation; protein autophosphorylation
Cellular component (GO): nucleus; cytoplasm
Molecular function (GO): calcium/calmodulin-dependent protein kinase activity; calcium ion binding; ATP binding
Source: RefSeq, a predicted model, not a curated record